AUGCAUGAUGGAAUGGUGUUAUAUAUCUCAAUAGCCUCGUUGCUUAUCUUGUUUGUAGGCUUGAAGAAAAUCCUAUCAAGGGAGUCAUUGAGUCAACGGGCAACUCUGGCAAAUGGAUACAAUAAGAAUUCCUCAACAUGGAAAAUGUGGACGUCAGAUUAUCCACUGUAUAUCAUUCCUGUCGGUGCUUUGCCCUCUUUACGAACCGAGAGAAAAGUUGAUCUACCUACUCAUGUUCACGAUCAAUAUCAAACGAAAUAUACGGGAGCUAUGUGCUCUUCGGCGUUUAUGCGAAGUGUACAGGUCGACCUCAACAACCACUUGAUACUGACACAGCUGUCAGAAUGGCAAUCGAUAUUAGCUUUUGACAAAGCUCUAAGAAUAAUCGGUCUCGUCUCGGGAAGGGCUAAUGUAGGGCAUCACCUUAGCCGUAAAGCCGAGUGGCUCGACCUUUAUUGCCUGUACCCUAUCCUGUUUUUCUCCUCCAUCACAGCGAUAUGUAAAUGGCCUUCCUUCCUGCGACCCAUCGUUCAGUAUAUGACACCCCAACUUAAACAGAUGCGGAAGGUUCGAGCCCGCCUUACCGAGAUGCUUGCUUCCGAAUUUGAGGCGCAACGCAACGGCAAGUCCCAGGCGCAGAAUAACAUGAUAAACUGGGUGUGGAAGAACUCUACCGAGAAAGAUAGGACUACCGAAAACCAGAGUUUGAUCCACAUAUUAGCGACCGUUCCUAGCACAUAUACGGUGUCUUUUGCUAUUGCGCAAUGUAUCUUUGACCUCGGAGCACGGCCGGAAUACAUCCCGAUACUGCGAGAGGAAUUCCAAUCGAUUCUUGAUAGCUGCGGCGGCACCACGGGGUUAACAAAAGAGUCAUUUAGUAGGAUGACAAAACUUGAUAGCUUCAUGAAAGAGUCUCAGAGGCUAAAUCCAUUAGCACUUGUCUCUUUUGAGAGAACGGCUUUGGAAUCAAUCACUCUUGCGGACGGCACCCAUAUUCCGAAAGGUGCGCAUAUUGCAGCGCCAUCCUAUCACAUCGGUCACGAUCCAAAGUACUUUGAAAAUCCCGAUGAGUUUGACGGUCUUCGAUUCCACCGCCUGCAAGAAAAUGAGAAAAAUGGAAGUGGAAAUCUCAACAGCAAGCACCAGUACGUCUCGGUCAAUGAGACAUCCCUUCAUUUUGGCUAUGGGCUGCAAGCAUGUCCUGGGCGGUGGUUUGCGGCUAUUGAGAUUAAGCUGUUCCUUGGGUUCCUUCUACAGAAAUACGAUAUAGCUCUGGUUGAUGCAGGCAAGGGCCGCCCCACGAGCGAGAUUGACCGGUUCUUUAUCUACCCUGAUCCAGAGAAGAUGGUUAUUUUGCGAAAGAGAUCUUACUGA
This is a messenger RNA of Aspergillus alliaceus, 1374 nucleotides long. Its product is annotated as cytochrome P450. The transcript has 5 exons. Gene Ontology annotation, molecular function: heme binding; oxidoreductase activity, acting on paired donors, with incorporation or reduction of molecular oxygen; iron ion binding. The coding region runs from base 1 to 1374 and encodes 457 amino acids. NCBI's taxonomy places the organism in Eukaryota, Fungi, Ascomycota, Eurotiomycetes, Eurotiales, Aspergillaceae. The record is from RefSeq and is a predicted model, not a curated record.